Plasmodium gonderi is the source of this 6579-nucleotide messenger RNA. RefSeq names its product lysine-specific histone demethylase 1. The record is from RefSeq and is a predicted model, not a curated record. NCBI's taxonomy places the organism in Eukaryota, Apicomplexa, Aconoidasida, Haemosporida, Plasmodiidae. Gene Ontology annotation, molecular function: oxidoreductase activity. The transcript has 2 exons. The coding region runs from base 1 to 6579 and encodes 2192 amino acids.
AUGGAGAAAUCAAACGAAUGUAUCAUGAGGAAGAAGGAAAAUUUUGCCCUUGAACAUAGUUAUGAAAAAUGGAGAAAAGAAUGUGUAAAAGAUAAUACGAAUAAGGGUGCUACUGAUGAAGGAACAGCGAAUGCUGUUAUUCACAGUAAGUAUCAAGGAGAAAAUGGAAAUAAUACCAAUGAUGCUAAAAAUGAUGCCAAAAUUGAUGGUAAAAAUGAUGCCAAAAAUGAUGGUAAAUAUGAUGCCAAAAAUGAUGCCAAAAAUGAUGCCAAAAAUGAUGCCAAAAAUGAUGCCAAAAAUGAUGCCAAAAAUGAUGCCAAAAAUGAUGCCAAAAAUGAUGGCAAAUAUGAUGCCAAAAAUGAUGGCAAAUAUGAUGCCAAAAAUGAUGGCAAAUAUGAUGCCAAAAAUGAAACUAGUAAAGGCGAAAAUAAUAAAAAGAGGAAAAAAAAUAACGGAGGAGAGAAAAAAAAAGAAAUCAAAAGAUUUUCCUUGUUUGGUCAGGUAAAACCAGUGGAUGUAAUAAACAGAGGAAUUGAUGUGUAUCCAUAUCUGAGAAAUGAAGAAAAUUUAUACGUGGAUGUUUUGAUCAUAGGUUCUGGAAUUUCAGGACUAGCUGCUUCAUACUACUUAAACAAAUGCAAUGCGGACAUAUUAGUAAUCGAAGGAAGAAAUCGAAUUGGAGGAAGAACAUUUUCCACAAUUUUGCCUGAACGGAAAAUAAAAAAUAAUGUAUUGUCUGAAACGAUAGUCGAUUUGGGUGCAAAUUAUUUCCACUGUUGUGAAAAUGAACAUUUGUCAAGUGACAAUAACACAAAAACGAAAGAGAAUAACAAAAUAAAUGAAAUGGAUAAUACAAUCAAGAAGGAGUUAUUUUCUAUGUAUUCAGAAGGAACUAUUGGUACUGAAGAAGGGACAAUGAGAAAAGGUAAAAGAGGGAGGAAAAGAAAAAUUUUGAAGAAUAAUGCCACAAAAAUGAAAUAUAUGCAACAAAUUGAUAAGUUAAAAGGUAAAACUUAUUUAGACUCCUUUAGGAAAGAAGAAAUGGAUAAAAUAUUAUCUGAAAAUGUGAAUCUAUUCAAACAGCAAUAUGGAAAACUGUUAAAAGAAUUUGGGAAAUUUCCCACGAAUUGGGGAACAGAUGGUAUACACAAUGAAAAUUCUGAGUCAAACAAUAAGACUAAUGGAAAGAAAAACAGAUGUGACGUGCAAUAUAUGCAAAAAAAAAUUAGUAGACAUAUGAACCAAUUAAGCACAGUUGAGGAAAUAAACAAAUCGUGCAGUGAUUCUAAUUACUUGUACAUGAGAAAAAAAAAAAGGGAAAAAAAAAAAAAAAUAAGGAAAAAUAUGCUUUUCAUGUUGAGAUAUAACAUUGAUAAUAUUUGUUCUUUGUAUGAUUAUAUAUACAAAAAGAAGGAAGCAGAGGGUGAAAAGAAUAAAAAAAAUGAUGUGUUAACUUUUUUAAAAGAUAUGGAUGAAAAUGUAAAACUUUAUACUUACCUAAGUGAUAGUUGCAUGUGUUUACCACCUAGUUGUACCAGAUAUUCAGAAUCCACACCAUUUUGCAAUUAUCCACACAUUUCAAAAGAUGAAAAUAAGAAAUUAAAAAUCCUCGAAGUUAAUAAAGACACAAGAAGGAGAAGAGAAUUUGAUAAAUCAGUUACACAACUUGCUAAUAACUUAAAACCGAGAAUUUCUUUAGUAUGUGGUAAGGACAAUUGGGAAUCCACUUUUUAUGCUUUUUGGUAUAAUAAUGAAAAUGGGAGAAAAAUACAAAGCUUUAAAAUAUAUAGGAUGAAUUUACUAUGUGAUAAAAUUAGAAUUAGAGCUUACAGAAAAAUAAAAUCUUUCUUAUUUAUUAACAACGUUAAUGGAUAUAAUAAUACCGUUGAUAAGUAUCCACACCCCGACAUUGAAUUAUACGCACAUGUAUUCAAUCGUUUGAAACAGAGAAGAAAUCACAAUCCAGUUCUGACAUAUGGCCAAAAAAGACAAUUUCAAAAACAUGGAUCAAAUGAAGAAGAAAAAGAGAAAAAAAAAUUAAAAUGUUUAUCACACCAAUUUGAUUUAAUCCAUAGGAGGGAAAAUGGUAUACAAAUGAUCUCACCACAUAAGUAUCAACAGGAAGAGGAUGUAAAAAAACGAUCCGAUCAGACAAGUGUUCAAAAUGUUGAAUCGUCUAUGAGGAGUAAAUGGAAUUUGUCUUAUCAGAAUGUUGAAAUUGAUUCCAUGCCGAAAGGUUGUCAUCACAUAAGUUUGCAAGGGACUGAUCCCGUGAGGAGAGUUUUUCCAAAACUUGGCGAAUCUGAUAGCACAGAAAAUAUGAAGAGAAAAAAAUCGAAACGAGUUUAUAAGCUUAUGAAGAAAAAAUCAUUCAUUGGUAAGGACAUUGAAAAGUACGACAAGGAUGCAAUAAGGUAUGGUAAUUAUUAUGAUUAUGGAGAGGAAUAUUACAAGAUUGUUAAAAAAAAGAGUGAUAAUAUGUUUAUAAGUAACAAAAAGAAUAUAACAAAAACGUUUUUAUAUAAUGAAGAAAACAAAAGGAGAAGUAUGUGGGAUUUAUUAAUGGAAUGUACAGAAGAAAUAAUUAAUGAAAUGAAUUUGAAUCAACAGAAUUUCUCACUUGAAGAAUGGAAAAUAUUAAUGGUAAUAUUGCAAUCAAGAUAUGGUUAUGGUAGUGAUUUAAGGGAAACAUCUAUAUCCAUGUCUAGACUCCCUUUUGUUAAUAAUACAGAUAUUGAUAUCUGUCCAGAUUAUGGCACUGAUGAUUACAUUUUAAAAAAUAUAAAAUAUUAUAAUAGAAUUAAAAAAUAUGAACAAGUUCCUCACAUUACCACUUUUAAGGACACCACCAGUUCUGAUCAAAUUGUUUUGGAUGGAUGGAAAUGGUUAAUAAACUUUUUAUCUGAGGAUAUUCAAAAUAAAAUCCUUCUCAACACGGUUGCUGAAAUGGUGUGUAUAAAGGAGGAGGACGACACUCCUGAGGGGUCAAAGAACAACCUUGUAAAUCGUACCUCCGUUCAGGCUUCUACUGGGUCUGAGUUUGCAAUGUCUACUGUUGUCGGAGGUGCUACGUCAGCUGUUUCGAUCGUUACAUCUGAUUCUCUCGCUACUUCUUCUCUGGCCACUCCUCCCCAUGAUAGCGAGGACAACCCACUUGGGCAUUCCCAACCGAGCGGUUCCCCUCCUAGAGAACCUCAGCAUCGUGACAGAGGGAUUAUCAAAGUGGAAAAUAUAAUCAGUGGCGAUAAUAAUAGUGCUGCGUUUGAUAGAAAUAAUGUUUGCACUCUCACAGAGGAAAAUGUGAAACACAAUAAAAAAAGGACUCAUCCUGAGGAAGAACGAUGGAAUGGGAAUCAGAUUCGUCAUACGAGAGUUUCAAAAGUAGAUCAUAAAUUAAUGAAAUUGUGUAAAACGAACGAAAUAGUAGAGACAUUAAAAAAAUGGUAUGAACCGAAUGAUGAGAUAGAAAAUUACCAUGUUAUGGUGAAGUGUAAAAGUUACGAUACUUGGAUGAAAGAUAUUAAUAAGAAAUUUCAUGGAACAUCGGAUUUAACAAAUUGCAAAUAUACCAAUGUGAACAUUUUUGCUAAAUAUGUUAUUGUUGCUUUGCCUCUUGGAUGUUUAAAAGAAGAUGGGAAAAAAACAAAAAAGAAAAAUUCUUAUUUACAAUUUGAACCAAAGUUACACCCACUUAAGGUUAAAGCACUGAAUAAUUACAAAAUGGGCAAUCAUAAUAAAAUAAUUUUACGAUUUUAUCCUUUCGAUUUUGCAUGGCCAUUUGAUAGUUUACAAAUAAAUUGUAUUGAUCAGAAAUUUCAAUUUCUUAAUCUACAUGCAUAUGGAAAACUUGGAUGUAUAUUAGUACACUGUUUCCCUCCUUGGUCAUGUACUUAUGGGCAUAUUAAAAAAGAACGUUAUAUAGUUAAUGAAUGUUUAUACACUCUACAUAAAAUGUUUGAAAAAUGUGAGAAACAACUACCUGUACUUGUUGAUUAUAUUGUUACAAAUUGGCAAGAUGAUAAUUUUUCUUGUGGUUCAUAUACAUAUCCACAUAUCAAUUGUACCGACAACGAUUUAAUUUAUUUGAGAUCUCCACACCCUCUUAAUAAUCCAAAGGUUGUUUUUUGUGGUGAAUAUUUAUCAAAAAGUUACUUCCAAUGUGUAGAUGGAGCCUACGACACAGGCAUACGAGCUGCCGAAGACAUUGCACACAUUGGAUUGAAAUUAAAGAGUUUCGAUAACAAAUAUUACAAUACAGAUGUUUUUUUCUUCCCUCAAGGCACUUGUCCAUUUACUAACAUACCUUUACCAAAGAUGAAAGAGAACCUCCUUGGAUUUUACAUAACCGAUGGUAGUGAUGAAGCUCUAACUGAUUAUGAAAGUUCUUCAGAAAAUGAAUUCGAUAGCAUUUCCACUAUCCCUUUGUCAAUACUCAAACAGGAGCAUGAUUUUUUGUCUUAUUCAUUAAACAAAGUUGUGGACUUUUUUAACCGUUUGAAGAUUGAACCUGUUAGUAAAACUUCAGAAAAUGGUCAUACAAAAAAGACAGGAAAAAAUGCAAAAUUUAAGCGAGAACAACCGGAAGAGGAUCCCACGAGUAAUGUAAUUAACGAAAAUUCUCCAGAAAAAUUAGUAUGCCAAGAUAACGAUAAAAUUGGUAGUGCUUCUGUCGAUAGAAUGAACUCCACUGAUAUUCACGAAAGUCAGGCACUAGCAAAUGAUAACGACAAAACUAGUGUGAUCCCAUUAUCAGAAGAAGAAGAAGAAGCAGGAGCAAAUGAAGAAGAAAAUGUAAGGCAGGGAUGCACACUUAGAAAUGAACACAAACUUGAUUCCGUUUCAGGGAACAUUUUAAACAAAAACAUAAAUUUGGAUAAAUUGAAUAAGAUUAUUAUAAGUACGGAAGGUGAAAAUAUGAUAUGUUUGGAUGAGGAAGAUAGCAGUAAUGAUAAAAAAGUUACUGCUGAAACUGGUAUCCCACCUGAAUUCGAAAAUAGAGAUUCAAGUAUGCUUGAGGAUUUAUCUCGAAAAUGGUUCAUAUCUGGAUCUCCACAGUUACCCCACGAAUUGUUCACACAAGGAGCGUUAGAUUUACCCAUAGAUUGGCUCACAUCAGGGGAAGCAGAUUUACCAGAAGAUUUGCGGCUGAAAUGGAUAAUAUCGUGGUCAGAAAGUAAAUUUCCCGCGAAUAGCUUAGUAAAGACACAGAAGAAUAUACAUAAUACACAUAUUUUACACAAAAUUGGAAAAAUUGAAGAAUACACAUUUCCAAGCAACUAUGAAAAGUUCAUUUUGUACGUGGAUAAAUAUAUAAUAAAAUUGAACGAUGUUAUUUUCCACAAUUAUAAUAAAAUUGAGAUAAAUUCGUUAAAAAAUAAUAUAACAAUACCCAUUUUUUUAAAAUUGAAAUUUAUGCUAUGCGAGUAUUUAUCAUGCGUGCAGAAAAAAUAUCAUCAUUUUCAAUAUUUUAUUCAAAAGGAAUUAUUUUCCAAAAUUGAAAAGUCUAAAGAUGUUCUUAUGAAACAUUUAGACUUGAAUGAGGAAGCUAACCUGGAUACACUGUUAAAAUUUUUGGAAGGAAAAAUAAAUUAUCAGUUAAGUGUCGAAAUAGGGAAAGAAAAAAAAAAGGAGAAUGAAAAUGUUCACAUUUUGCCUGAAUAUUCAGAUCAUGUGGAAAAAUGUGCAAAUAAUUUUAAUCAUAAUCAUAGUUCUUCGAUGAAUAAAGAACAAAAUGUUGAAAGUUGCGGAAAAGACGAUGAGAAAUCUUACGAUAUCACGUCACAACAUAAUAGAGAAGGAGCAAAAAUGCUUAGGGGAAAUAUGAAGAACGGUUCAGAUAAAAAUGAAGAAAAAAUUGUGGAAGAAAAUAAAAAAUUCGAAAAAAAUAUGUACAGUUCAGAAAAAAAAAAUCAAAAGGAGAAUGUGUGCAAAGAUUUAGAUAUAUACGAAGAACAGAAAAUAAAUAAUAUGUAUGUUCAAUAUAAACAAUUGUGUGAGCUGAACAAAUAUAUGAAUUAUUUUUUAAGUCAAAGGUUCAUGUCAAGCAUAGGUGCAAAACAAUGUAUUAAUUAUUUAAAUGAAUAUCACAAAAUUAAAUUAAAUUGUACGGGUUUCCUUUUUUUUUUUUGUUAUCUUUUGGAAUAUAUAAUAAAAGAAAUAAAUUAUGACACACAUCAUCAUUUUAUUGAUUCUACUGUAAUUAUCCAGUUGUUAUGUGAUUACCUAUAUUACUUGAUAUUUUACAAAAAUGAUGUUUUGUGCUAUAAAUGCAUGAAUGGGGGGGAAUUAAUCAUGUGUGAUUUUGUCGGAUGCACCCAAGGAUGGCAUUCUUACUGCUUAUACACGAAAGCAGAUGUAGACGAUAGUAAAUCAGAGGGUAGAUGGGUUUGUCCCAGUUGUGUUCGUACUAAUUUGUCCCAAGUUUUUCAGCGUGGAUGUUAUAACCAGAAUGAAAUCAUACAGAACUACUGGAAUAGACGAGUUUAUAUUUACAAAAUAAAGUUUUUUCUUUCGAGAACACGAAGAAUCAGAAGGAGAUUAGACAUGUUGCAAACAGAGCUGUCCAAAAGGAUCAAAUGA